Messenger RNA from Marmota flaviventris (yellow-bellied marmot), 666 nucleotides. RefSeq names its product dickkopf WNT signaling pathway inhibitor 4 (gene Dkk4). Gene Ontology annotation, cellular component: extracellular region. Gene Ontology annotation, biological process: negative regulation of canonical Wnt signaling pathway; multicellular organism development. NCBI's taxonomy places the organism in Eukaryota, Metazoa, Chordata, Mammalia, Rodentia, Sciuridae. Gene Ontology annotation, molecular function: co-receptor binding; receptor antagonist activity. The record is from RefSeq and is a predicted model, not a curated record.
AUGGUGCUGAUGGCCUUGCUGGGACUCAGCUGGUUCUGCUCGCCCCUGGGAGCUCUGGUUCUGGACUUCAACAACAUCAAAACCUCUGCGGACAUGCAAGGGGCUCGGAAGGUUUCACAGUGCAUGUCUGACAAGGACUGCAACACUAGAAAAUUCUGCCUCAAGCCCCGUGAUGAGAAGCCAUUCUGUGCUACAUGCCGAGGGUUGCGGAGGAGGUGCCAGCGAAAUGCCAUGUGCUGCCCAGGAACACUCUGCAUGAAUGAUGUCUGCACUACAAUGGAAGAUGCAGCCCCAAUACUGGAAAGACAGACUGAUGACCAAGAUGGCACAGACACAAAAGGAACAACUGAGCAUCCAAUGGAGGAAAACAAACCCAAGAGGAAGUCAAAUAUUAAGAAACCACAAGGCAGUAAGGGACAAGAGGGAGAAAGCUGUCUGAGAACCUUUGAUUGUGGCUCUGGACUUUGCUGUGCUCGUCAUUUUUGGACUAAAAUUUGUAAACCAGUCCUAUUAGAGGGACAAGUCUGCUCUAGAAGAGGACAUAAGGAUACUGCUCAAGCUCCAGAAAUCUUCCAGCGCUGUGACUGUGGUCCUAGACUAUUAUGUCGAAGCCAAGUGACUGGCAAUCGACAACAUGCACGGUUAAGAAUAUGCCAAAAAAUAUAA